GCCCAUGGAGCCCGUAGAGACCUGGCCCCCGGCGAAGGUGGCAGCCUGGCUGCGAGGCCUUGAUGAUUCCCUGCAGGACUAUCCCUUUGAGGACUGGGAGCUGCCUGGAAAGUACCUGCUCCAGCUCUGCCCCCGCAAUCUGGAGGCUCUGACCGUGUGGCCUCUGGGACACCAGGAGCUCAUCCUGGAUGCAGUGGAACAGCUCCAGGCCCUGAGCUCCAGGCUACAGACAGAGAACCUACAGAGCCUGACAGAGGAACUGCUGGAGGGUAUCCAUGCCUUCCAGAGCUUGGUCCAAGGCCACCUGGGGUACUGUGCUGAGACCCCUGUCGAUGUCCUCAGUGCAGCCGUGGAGGUGGUACACGAGGCCCGUGCUCUCCUCUUCUGGCUCAACAGGUACCUCUUCUCCCACUUAAACGACUUCUCAGCCUGCCAGGAGAUUGGGGACUUGUGCGGAGAGCUGGGCCAGGCCUUGCAGGAGGACUGUUCACCAGCCGAGAAGGAGAGCAUAGUCCUGAGGAUCUGCAGCCAUGUGGCUGGGAUCUGCCACAACAUCCUAAGCUGCAGUCCCGAGGAGCUGCUGGUACAGAGGGCCGUGCUCGAGCGGGUACAGCUAGACGAUCCUUUGGGCCUGGAAGUCCACACCACCAGCAGCUGCCAGCACUUCGUGUCCCAAGUGGGCCCCCAGGUCCCCACCGACUCCCAGCUGCGGAUUCUGCCUGGAGACGAGGUCAUCCAGAUCAACGAGCAGGUGGUGGUAAGUGAGGAGAAGGCUGUGGGCUGGCCCCAUAAGAAUGUGGUGAGGGAGCUGCUACGGGAGCCAGCCGGGGUCAGCUUAGUGCUGAAGAAGAUCCCAGUGCCAGAGACGCCCCCACAGACACCUCUGCAGGCCCUGGACUCCACACACUUGAGGAGCCAAUUGCAGUCUCUGGUCCCACCAUCUCCCAGGGCCCCAUCUGAAGACAUCUUUGCCUUUGACCUGACUUCAAACCCUGGGCCCAGCCCUGCCUGGACAGACUCUACCUCUCUUGACCCUGAGCCCCUGCCCAUCUCCCUUGAGCCCCCAGCCACAUUCCCAGCAGAGGUAGCAGAGACUCCUGAGACUGCGGGGUCCCCAGGAUGUCCUGACAAGAGUCCUGUUCUUGGUCGGAAGAAAUCAAAAGGCGUGGCCACUCAGCUGAGCCGCCGGCGGGUGUCAUGCCGGGAGCUGGGCCGGCCCGACUGCGAUGGUUGGCUCCUGCUGCGCAAGGCACCCGGUGGCUUCAUGGGCCCACGAUGGCGCCGCUGCUGGUUUGUGCUCAAGGGCCACACGCUCUACUGGUACCGCCAGCCCCAGGAUGAGAAGGCCGAGGGCCUCAUCAAUGUCUCCAACUAUAGUCUGGAAAGUGGACAUGAUCAGAAGAAAAAAUAUGUGUUCCAGCUCACCCAUGACAUGUACAAACCCUUCAUCUUUGCUGCUGAUACCCUGACAGAUCUGAGCAUGUGGGUGCGUCAUCUCAUUACCUGCAUCUCCAAGUACCAGUCUCCAGGCCGGGUCCCCCCACCCCGAGAGGAAGAUUGCUACAGUGAGACGGAAGCAGAAGACCCUGAUGAGGAGGCUGGGUCCCGCUCAGCCUCGCCCAGCCCUGCCCAGGCUUGCAGUCCACUCCACGGAGACAUAUCACCUGCAGCCACCCCAACACAGCACAGCCCACGGACCUCCUUCGACUCUCCAACAGACAGCAGUGAAGGGGCACUGGAAGGAAUGGUACAGGGGCUGAGGCAGGGCGGCGUAUCCCUUCUGGGCAAGCCACAGUCCCUGACCCAUGAACAGUGGAGGAGCUCUUUCAUGCGGCGCAACAAAGACCCCCAGCUCAAUGAGCACGUGCACCGUGUGCGGGCACUACAGAGCACACUCAAGGCAAAGCUGCAGGAGCUGCAGGCCCUGGAGGAGGUGCUGGACGACCCUGAGCUAACUGGAGAGAAGUUCCGCCGGUGGAAGGAGCAAAACCAGGAGCUGUACUCAGAGAACCUGGCAGCCUGGGGAGGGAUGCAGGCUGAGGGCAGCUCCCACGUCUUGACCUGGAACUCCAGAGAACCGUCCUCCCACCCCCUGCCCUCUGACCCCGAGGAGCACUCACAUCUCUGCCCCUUGACCCCAGACAGCAACAUCCGACCUCCUGACUCCUGACCCCAGCCAGCACCCUGGCUCCUGACCUCUGACCCAAGGACUGCCUCAGUCCCAGUCUCUGACAUGUCUAGGACAGAGCAUUCCUGGAUUCUGUUCAGGGCGGGAAGUAAUGCUAGUCUCCCCCAAGCUGAUCCCUCUGCCUGG
Carlito syrichta (Philippine tarsier) is the source of this 2314-nucleotide messenger RNA. It is a transcript of the gene CNKSR1, whose product is annotated as connector enhancer of kinase suppressor of Ras 1. The record is from RefSeq and is a predicted model, not a curated record. The coding region runs from base 5 to 2170 and encodes 721 amino acids. NCBI's taxonomy places the organism in Eukaryota, Metazoa, Chordata, Mammalia, Primates, Tarsiidae. The transcript is spliced from 21 exons. Gene Ontology annotation, molecular function: protein binding.